AUGUCGACGAAGAAUUUCCGAGUCAGUGACGGAGACUGGAUUUGCCCUGAUAAAAAAUGUGGAAAUGUAAACUUUGCUAGAAGAACCAGCUGUAAUCGAUGUGGUCGGGAGAAAACAACUGAGGCCAAGAUGAUGAAAGCUGGUGGCACUGAAAUAGGAAAGACACUUGCAGAAAAGAGCCGAGGUCUAUUCAGUGCAAAUGACUGGCAGUGUAAAACUUGCAGUAAUGUGAAUUGGGCCAGAAGAUCAGAGUGUAACAUGUGUAAUACUCCAAAGUAUGCUAAAUUAGAAGAAAGAACAGGAUAUGGUGGUGGUUUUAAUGAAAGAGAAAAUGUUGAAUAUAUAGAAAGAGAAGAAUCUGAUGGUGAAUAUGAUGAGUUUGGACGUAAAAAGAAAAAAUACAGAGGGAAGGCAGUUGGUCCUGCAUCUAUAUUAAAGGAAGUUGAAGAUAAAGAAUCAGAGGGAGAAGAAGAGGAUGAGGAUGAAGAUCUUUCUAAAUAUAAGUUAGAUGAGGAUGAGGAUGAAGUUGAUGCUGAUCUUUCAAAAUAUAAUCUUGAUGCCAGUGAAGAAGAAGAUAGUAAUAAAAAGAAAUCUAAUAGACGAAGUCGUUCAAAGUCUCAAUCUUCACAUUCACGAUCUUCAUCACGCUCAUCCUCCCCCUCAAGUUCAAGGUCUAGGUCCAGGUCCCGUUCAAGAAGUUCUUCCAGUUCGCAGUCAAGAUCUCGUUCCAGUUCCAGAGAACGUUCGAGAUCUCGUGGGUCGAAAUCAAGAUCCAGCUCCAGGUCCCACAGGGGCUCUUCUUCCCCAAGAAAAAGAUCUUAUUCAAGUUCAUCAUCUUCUCCUGAGAGGAACAGAAAGAGAAGUCGUUCUAGAUCUUCUUCAUCUGGUGAUCGCAAAAAAAGACGAACAAGAUCACGGUCACCCGAAAGCCAGGUGAUUGGUGAAAACACUAAACAACCCUGAGCCCAGGGUCAACCCCUACGGAACACCACUACUUUACCCAGGCGCCACAGGUCAUCUUCUGGAUCGUCCAUUCUGAUUCCCGUUCAAGUUCAAAAAAGAAAUAAUGUAUUAAAAUUUACAUCUUUAAAAAAAAAAUUCAGUACAGUGCAUGAAGCAUAUUUUUUAAGAAGUUGGUGUCUUACUUGGUCAGAAGUGCUAAAUCUGCUAGUAGAGGUGCAUGCCUUUCAUUGCUUUU
Cynocephalus volans (Philippine flying lemur) is the source of this 1198-nucleotide messenger RNA. RefSeq names its product zinc finger Ran-binding domain-containing protein 2-like. Gene Ontology annotation, biological process: RNA processing. Bases 1 to 963 code for a protein of 320 amino acids. The transcript has a single exon. The record is from RefSeq and is a predicted model, not a curated record. Gene Ontology annotation, molecular function: lipopolysaccharide binding; RNA binding. NCBI's taxonomy places the organism in Eukaryota, Metazoa, Chordata, Mammalia, Dermoptera, Cynocephalidae.